Messenger RNA from Mauremys mutica (yellowpond turtle), 4528 nucleotides. It is a transcript of the gene CHRM3, whose product is annotated as cholinergic receptor muscarinic 3. Gene Ontology annotation, cellular component: plasma membrane; dendrite; synapse. Gene Ontology annotation, biological process: adenylate cyclase-inhibiting G protein-coupled acetylcholine receptor signaling pathway; positive regulation of smooth muscle contraction; saliva secretion. Gene Ontology annotation, molecular function: G protein-coupled serotonin receptor activity; G protein-coupled acetylcholine receptor activity. The transcript has 4 exons. NCBI's taxonomy places the organism in Eukaryota, Metazoa, Chordata, Testudines, Geoemydidae. The coding region runs from base 324 to 2174 and encodes 616 amino acids. The record is from RefSeq and is a predicted model, not a curated record.
GACCUUCUUUUCCAACAUCUAAGUUUUGUUUUCUGCUGUUUAUUGGUAACUUUUGGCAGCUGCAAUGGCUUCUUCAGAAAAAGACAUGAGCUCCUCAACUCUUUUGUCUCUUCUCCAGUGAUUGAUUUUGGUGGUUAUGGCAAAUCUUACAGCAAUGAGUGGUGUAAUGAGCUGCAGGUUGGAUGAGUUACAGUCAUCUGCAACAUGACAUACCAUAUCAAACUUCUUCCUUGUCAUUGCCCAUGUGCUGACACAGGACUGAUUUUGUUUCCAAAAGAAGAGUUUGCAGAACUGCACAGUGCCUGAUCCAAACAAACACUUUGAUGUUCCUAGUUGGACUACGUAGACUAUGUCAGAGAGUCACAAUGAUCCUGCACAAUAACACUACAGUCUCCCCCUUGUUUUCAAAUGUGAGCUUCUUCUGGAAUAGAGAUUCCCAGGGAACAAGGCUUCUUGAGGAUGCAACGUCGGUCAUUGGCAGCUAUGGUUUCCCUCAGACAACUGAGAGUUUUCCCUUGACUACUGUGGAAACAGCCAAUAGGUCACUAGAUGGCAUGAGUAAAGAUCCUUUGGGUGGACACACACUCUGGCAAGUAGUUCUGAUUGCCUUCCUCACUGGCAUCCUCGCACUGAUGACCAUCAUAGGAAACAUCCUGGUGAUUGUGGCAUUUAAAGUUAACAAACAACUUAAAACAGUCAACAAUUACUUCCUGCUGAGUCUUGCAUGUGCAGAUUUGAUCAUUGGUGUUAUUUCAAUGAAUCUUUUCACCACAUAUAUCAUCAUGGACCGCUGGGCUUUGGGAAGUUUGGCCUGUGAUCUAUGGCUCUCCAUUGACUAUGUAGCCAGCAACGCCUCUGUCAUGAAUCUCCUUGUCAUAAGUUUUGACAGGUAUUUUUCCAUCACCAGGCCACUUACAUACAGAGCUAAACGAACAACCAAAAGGGCUGGAAUGAUGAUAGGCUUAGCUUGGGUCAUCUCGUUCAUUCUUUGGGCCCCUGCCAUCUUGUUUUGGCAGUAUUUUGUUGGGAAAAGGACUGUGCCUCCUGAUGAAUGUUAUAUCCAGUUUCUAAGCGAACCUGUCAUCACUUUUGGCACUGCCAUAGCUGCCUUUUAUUUGCCAGUCACCAUUAUGACUAUUUUAUACUGGAGGAUCUACAAGGAGACAGAGAAACGCACCAAAGAGUUAGCAGGGUUACAGGCCUCGGGCAGCAAAGCUGAGGCAGCACGCUUCAUUCGCCAGACUGGUAGCUCCAGAAGCUGCAGCAGCUAUGAGCUGCAGCAGCAGAGUAUGAAGCGCUCCACCAGAAGGAAAUAUGGCCGAUGCCACUUCUGGCUUACAACAAAGAGCUGGAAUCCCAGCCAGGAUCAGGGGGACCAGGAGCACAGCAGCAGCGAUAGCUGGAACAACAAUGACGCCGCUGCUUCUCUUGAAAACUCUGCCUCCUCUGAUGAAGAAGACAUUGCCACAGAAACGAGGGCCAUUUAUUCCAUUGUACUGAAGCUUCCCGGUCACAGCACCAUCCUCAACUCGACUAAACUACCCUCAUCUGAAGACUUGAAUGGGUCAGGGGACGACUUGCAGAAGUCCAACAUGGGGUCAAAGGAGAGGAAACCUAAAAGGUUGCACUCCCAGAAGAGUGUGGAGGAUGGAGGAAACUUUCACAAGAACUUUUCUAAGCUUCCUGUUCAGCCAGGGUCAGCAGAAGAGGCAGCCAAGGUUUCCGACGGCAUUCCGUCAGCGGCUAAGACAUCAGCAGCCCUGCCUUUAUCCUUCAAGGAAGCAACCCUGGCCAAAAAGUUUGCCUUGAAGACCAGAAGUCAGAUCACCAAGCGAAAACGAAUGUCACUUAUCAAAGAAAAGAAAGCAGCACAGACGCUCAGUGCUAUUUUGUUUGCCUUCAUCAUCACCUGGACACCAUACAACAUCAUGGUUCUGGUGAACACCUUUUGUGAUAGCUGUAUCCCCAAAACAUUUUGGAACCUGGGGUACUGGCUUUGUUACAUCAAUAGCACAGUGAACCCUAUGUGCUACGCAUUGUGUAACAAAACAUUCAGAACCACUUUCAAGAUGUUACUGCUGUGCCAGUGUGACAAACGGAAACGACGCAAACAGCAGUAUCAGCAGAGGCAGUCAGUCAUUUUUCAUAAGCGGAUCCCCCAGGAGGCUUCAUAGAAUAGUAUUUUUAACAAACAAAAAACAAACUGUCAAAGGGCAUGUGGGAGGGGGAGUGGUUCCCGGGUGCUGAUACAAACGUUUCAUCAUCAAGACGUGAGAGCAGCUGCCAGGUUUAUGUAUCCUUUUAAUAAAUCCAGUUUAAUAUUAAAAUCAAAUCUGCAUUAAGCAAAAACAAACAGACUUCAAGGUUUUUUAUUAAGGAAAUGAAAGACUAAAUAAAGUUUUCCUACAAAAUUACAAGAAGCUGUAGAGCAAUUAUGAACCCGUUACUGAUCAGCCCAGUUUUUUGGUUGUAAUCAACUCUGGGAUCUCAGGUAAGCACAUCUAGCUAGACCAGUUCCAGCUGUUUCCAAGGAAUCAACAGAUUUCAAUUCAAGUCACAUAUGGAUACAGCAAGCUAGUUAAACAUUGUUAUGAAAUUAUUUAAAACAUUGUAUAGGUUGCAAAACUGCUUCUUCUUGUCCCAGUAAACCUUCUUGUCUCCUCUUUUGGUGUGAUUCUCCUCGUAGCCCUGAUUCUUGAACCUUACGGAGUAUCUAUUUGUGCAGCUCAUGUUAUGUGUGUGUGUGAAUGCACAAGUUACACUCCCACUCCACCAUUUAUAUAUAUAAAUAUACCAGGAAAGAAGUGAUCUAUCAAUCUAAAUUCUUACAUGGGUCCCUAUCAUUGUGGUAUGUGAGUGAAAUAUAUGAUUUGACAAAUUAGUCUGUAAAUGUAAAUUUAUUUUGUUAUUUGGAAAUUGAAAUUCUAGUGUAUAUUUGAAACAUAAAAUGCACACCAUUUAGAAAGAGGUAAAUAAUCACAACCUGUCCAAAAAUAAAUCCACGGAUUAUUGCUGUGGGACAUAUGCCAACCUAACCUUUAAUACAGAGAUGCAGCCAGAUAAAAUUCUGUAUGUUUGCAGUACCGUAUUUCAGUCCAAGUGAUAAUGCCUCCUCGGAAGCACUGGCUACUGAGCUCGAAGUUGAGCACAGGAUUCUGGAAUCUGUACUCUCUGCAAGCUGCAUGUCUGUAUUAAAAGUGAUGAAAGUUGGAAAAGUCUGCAUUUUAUGCAAAUAGAACUUUCACAGACUGCCACUGUGGCCUUCAGUUGCAAAAAGCUUGUGUAGAAGAAAUCCUUGAUUGUUUUGAACCUGAAGGACACCUACUCUAAAACAUUUCUUUUUCACAAUCUGUUUGAAAAGCAUAGUGGGUAUCACCAAUUUGCAAGCUGGCACUUUCUGAUAAAGAAAACAAAAAGGGGCUUUAAUAUUCAUAAUUUAAACAAGGCCAAUAUUUCCUGGUAUUUAUGAUGUAGUCUGCACCAAACAUAGUGUGCUUUAUAAAAGUCAGAGAUCCCCUGAGGAAAGUACUGUACUUUUAAGAAUUGUUCUAAAUCUUAUUUAGUUAUAUGUUGAAAGAUAAUUUGAUAUUAGCCUUUGAACUGACCAAAACAAUUUUUUCCUGACACUCAUAUUUUGCUGAAAAUAAUAAUAAAACAAAAAACAAAACAAACAAACAAAAAAAUCCCAACAAAUUUCCUUUAUAAAGAGGCAUCAGUGUUGUGAACACAGAACUGGUAUAAAAGCUGCUUUUGUAUUCUGUGUGAGAUGGUGUUUACAGAUGAUUUUGACAGCAGUGGAAGUAUAUUAAAUGGUGUCUGUAUAUGAACUAUUUAAUUUUGUGUUAUGUUUAUAUGAAGAAAUAUUUAUACAGACUUCACCAAAUGUUUUAUUUAAUGUUGAUAAAUAUUGCUCUUCAGUCUUCAACUGUAGUGUCCUUUUCAAGUGAUUCAUAAAGGUCCGCUUGAGCAAUGAAUACAGUAUACCUAGCUUUCAUGUCACUAAAGCAAAUAUUCGUACUCAUAACAUUCAUAGUUUUUUAUUGUUUUUGUGGUAUGAGUUAUAUUAAAUGUCUAUCUUAAACAAAGUUUGUAGCCUAUGCUCUAGGUCUAGUGAUAAGAAAAACAUAGGCCUUGAGCUGUAGAUCAAUCACAUUUCAGGGUGGAGAAACCCAUAAUUUACUGGUCAGUUUUGUUUGCCACAUACAACCAAAGACUUACAGGGAGCCACCAAACUCUUUCCUAAGCUGCAUAGAGAAUCACAGAGCUUUAUUUUACAGAACUGUGUAAGAACGAAGUGCAUAUCUGCAGUACAUUUCAUUACUCAAGUUGACCUUCUAACUAAUGUUUGAACAGUUAUAGAUAUAUAGAGAUAUAUACAUAUUGCCAACUUAUUAUAGUCUGAUAAUUAGAGUAGUGCAGUGCCCUCUAAUUCACGAAGUAUGAGAGCAAGUAAGGAAGCCAGAGUUCAGCAAGAGACUAUUAUAUAAUGGUAUUGAUUUUACUAUGGAAAAUUAUUUUUCUACCAAAG